UGUGGAAGCUGGUCAAAAGAUCAGAAGCAGGCCGUGAGAAUGCUGCAGAGUACUAUUUCCUGACAAUGUAAGAACUCCGAAGGACGGGUGUAAACUGGAAAAACAAAAUUCAAUUUGAAAGAGAUUGAGAAGCUUUGUGUUAGUGAUUAGAAAAGAGGGGGUGAAGAAAGAGAGGAAAUGUAUCAUCAUCAAGGCAAGAAUAGCUUCUGUUCUUCGAGGGCGUCAGUCCCACCCGAGACGCAUUUGUUUGUUCCAGGCAUGAAUGUUUCAGGAGAAACGGGACUGGUUCUCUCGACGGACACUAAACCUAGGCUAAAGUGGACACCGGAGCUCCACAAACGCUUCAUUGAGGCUGUUGAGCAGCUUGGAGGGGCAGACAAGGCUACCCCGAAAGCAGUCAUGAGGCUUAUGGCAAUUCCGGGACUCACCUUAUACCACCUAAAGAGUCAUCUUCAGAAGUACAGGCUUAGCAAGAAUCUCCAUGCACAAGCUACUAAUUUGAAUAACAAGAAUGGUUGUACAACAACAGCAGAGAGAAUGUCUGAAGGAAGAGCAGCAUUUACAAACAGUUCGGACCAUGAAUCCCCAACAAGCAAAAACUUGCAGAUAAGUGAAACACUGCAGAUGCAAGUCGAGAUGCAGAGAAGGCUGCAUGAGCAGCUUGAGGUGCAGCAGCACUUACAGCUAAGAAUAGAGGCACAGGGAAAAUACUUACAAUCGGUGCUAGAGAAGGCACAAGAGACUCUCAGAAGACAGAAUCUGGGUUCUGCGGGAUUGGAAGCAGCCAAAAUGCAACUCUCUGAAUUGGUCUCUAGUGUUUCCACUGAAUGCCUCAACUCCACCUUUUCUGAGUUGAACAGACUGGCGUGUUUGGGCACCCCGCACACACAAACAACCCAUAUUGCGGAUUGUUCGAUUGAUAGUUGCUUGACCUCAUGUGAGGGAUCCCAAAAGGACCAAGAAAUACAUAACAUUGGCAAUACUCACUUGUGCCCGAAAGAAGAGGGCUCGAGGCCUGAAGAGACUGAGCCUGCAUGGUGCAUGGACCUGACCGAAAGUAGGGCACAAAGGAUGAUGUUUCCAAUACAAAGAAACAUCAGCAACUUAUCUAUGAGUACAGUUCAAGGAGAAAGAGGGACCGGCCGCACCAUUUCUGAGGUGAGACAGAAGGAAAGAGACGCAGAAGAAGCUUGUCACGAGCGAUCGAAGACUUCUGUAACUCAACUAGAGAACGACAAGCCAGCUAAAGGAUUCAGAUUCCAAGGCCUAACAGCAGAGCUGGAUCUGAAUGCCCGCGACGAAAAUGAUGCCGCUUCAAGUAGCAAGGAGUUCGACUUGAAUGGUUUCAGCUGGAACUGAGAAAGAGAGAAAGAGAGA
Messenger RNA from Magnolia sinica, 1377 nucleotides. RefSeq names its product myb-related protein 2-like. Gene Ontology annotation, molecular function: DNA binding; DNA-binding transcription factor activity. The transcript is spliced from 7 exons. The coding region runs from base 178 to 1359 and encodes 393 amino acids. The record is from RefSeq and is a predicted model, not a curated record. NCBI's taxonomy places the organism in Eukaryota, Viridiplantae, Streptophyta, Magnoliopsida, Magnoliales, Magnoliaceae.